ACCCUCCGCGCACCAAAGAUAGGACUCCUCUCCCCCCACUGACCUCUCAACCCUCCUGAGAACAAAACAACGCGGACGAAAAACGGCAUGCAUACUCAUCAAUUAAUGAACUGGAGCCCUAAUCCCCUCACCCCCUCCUCCCAACUAUCGAAUCCCUCCAGCAAUCGAACCUCAACUCUGCAUGUGUGCAGGGGCAGACCAUUGUCCAAAUCCAGCCCCCCUCCCCUUCAAUGUGAUAGAUCCAGAUAUCGACAGUACUCUAUCGCUAUCCUCUUGACAAUAUCUUUCUUUGCCCGCCACAACCGACAAUGCCCGCGGCCGGAAGAGAAGAUCACCCACCACACCCACCACACCCACACCACCACUUGGUGCAGUGCAGUGCAGUAGAGUUUCGCGGUCAGCGCGGGUACACCCGUAUCAGCAGGAGGUCCGUGGGACAAUCAUCGCGGCUGGCAUGCAUGCAUGCAUGCAUUUGUUCGUGAACGGGGGAAACUCUGAUAUGUAUCAACCACAUAAGAUUCCUGCAGACGAUUGGUUGCUGUGCGUGCGCAUUGACACUCACCACCACCACCACCGCCGUGGUAUUCCGAUCAUCCAGA
Aspergillus fijiensis CBS 313.89 is the source of this 599-nucleotide messenger RNA. RefSeq lists its product as uncharacterized. The transcript has a single exon. The record is from RefSeq and is a predicted model, not a curated record. The coding region runs from base 88 to 387 and encodes 99 amino acids. NCBI's taxonomy places the organism in Eukaryota, Fungi, Ascomycota, Eurotiomycetes, Eurotiales, Aspergillaceae.